AUGAAGGAUGCAUACCACACCGCCGUCGUGGUGGACAAUGCGGAGUACACGUUUACGCCAAGCGGUAUUAUGAGGAACGUCCUGAAGGGACAGCUCGACCCCGCAGGCAACGAUGGAGUGGCGUACUUCCGGGGCGUGUCGACGAUAUCAGGACCCACCAUGGUUCGCAUCUUGUUGCCGUUUUUCAAGGAAGGGAGCUAUGACGUUCUGAAGAAAAACUGCAAUACGUUCAGCGAUUGUGCGCUGUUUUGCCUGCUGGGAGAGCGCCUGCCAAUCAAAUAUCGCACGAUCGAGAAAGUUGCGGGAGUGCUGGAUGACGUCACCGGGGUCGUGCAGGCCCUGACCAUGUGCAACUACAAGCCCAAUCCCCAGGCCAAGGCGUUUGAGAUAGUGCCCGUGCUGAAGCAGAUUGACUUUCGGACGAGGCUCUCCAGCAGGUCAAAGCCUCUUCCAAAGGCAUCUCCUUCCAGGCCUAUCAUCCAGGCGGUGCCCAGAUACUCCCUGCAGCUCUGA
Symbiodinium sp. CCMP2456 is the source of this 513-nucleotide messenger RNA. NCBI's taxonomy places the organism in Eukaryota, Dinophyceae, Suessiales, Symbiodiniaceae. The record is from the annotation of a GenBank genome assembly.